Molecule: messenger RNA, 1368 nt
Organism: Hordeum vulgare subsp. vulgare (domesticated barley)
Lineage: Eukaryota; Viridiplantae; Streptophyta; Magnoliopsida; Poales; Poaceae
Exons: 8
Coding region: 1-1368 (455 amino acids)
Biological process (GO): protein ubiquitination; positive regulation of protein catabolic process
Molecular function (GO): protein binding
Source: RefSeq, a predicted model, not a curated record
AUGGACGGCGUCAAGCAAAGAGCAAUUUGGAAAGAAGACCGGCGGUCUUUCCGUGCCCAUAUAAACCCCCGUCGCCCCAACGCAAUAAUAGACCCGACGUUACCGCCGACGUCUGAAUCCCCGCCCCUUCUCGCUCGCGCGUCGCCACCGCCGCCGCCGCCGUACGUUCACCUUCUUCCUCUCAUCGCGCCGCCGUCCGCAAGCUCCGAUCCGGCCAUUGGGUUUUCAUCAGUUAAGGAGGUGAAUCAUCUCUUCCAUGAUAAAGUGCACCAUUUGGCACCCAUCCUGGAUAAGGAUAGUGUCCGGCGCUUUCUCCGCUUUAUGCGGGGGAAUGGGCAGGGCACGCAAUGGGGUUCGAUCAUCACCCCGGAGACUUUGAACCAUUUGAUUGCACAAAAUGCGGUGAAAUGUGUCAAAGUUGCCUUGGAGGGUCAGGCACCUGAGCUUGAUGGGUGCCGGGCCGGUCCCAACUGCAUGAACCAGUAUGGGUACUAUCCCCUCCACCAAACUGCUGAAAUAUUUUCGGUCGACAUGAUUCAGUUGCUCAUCCGCCACGGCGCGUCCGCCAAUCUACGAACAGCCGGUGCUGAGGUCAUCGAGGGCCUUCUCCCACUCCAUGUUGCAGUUGAGAACACCUGCAUGCAUAAGUAUCUGGAAGACAGUCUAUACCCUAAUCACGAGCAUCGGGAUUACAGCGAGGCAGAUUCCAACUUUAUCUUCAAGCUCAUCCAUCUUCUGUGCCUACCUGAAAUGAAGAUCUUCUUGGAUACGACUCGGCUGAUUGCAAAACACACAGAUAAUCUAUUGGAUGAGCUGUGGAAUUACAUAAAAGAGGGAAAGCUUGCCGAGACAGCUGUUUUGCUCAUGGCAGCUCAAGAGCAGAUACGCAAGGGAACUUCUCGCAAGAGAAAUGGAGAUAGUAGGUCAGAUGGGUUUGCUAUUAUCUGUGACCGUAUUUGGAACAACAAUAUUGCUUUGCAGUCUGAGAAGGGUCAACAAGUGGAGGCAAGGAUAAAGCUUAAUAAUAUGGCAUUGAUGCUUGUUCAUGUAAUUUCCAAAGCUGGUGAAGGUCUUGAUUCAUACAUUCAGAAGCAUCUAGAGGUGCCGUAUUUCAUGCAGGUGCCCCAUUUGGAGGUCAUUGAACGUGUUUCCUCAAUUCUCAAGGAUAAUGGUAUUUGCCCUACUAGUGAAUGCAUAGAAAUUGGAAACAUCUACCCCUAUGAGGAUGUGUUGUCCAGUGAGAAUAUUGAUGUUCAUUUGAUGUUGGAGCCAGGCUACAAGAAAGAGAAAACCGAGACGAUGGGAGCUCAAACUCGCCAGGAGAAGCUUCUUCCCAUGGUGGAGAUCGGUGUUAUCUGCCCGGUCUAA